UGCCGGCGCAUGCGCGCAACCAACGCUCCGCCUCCCCACAAGGCCCUGCGCACCCGCGGCAAAGAUGGCGGCGCUGAGCGGCCCUGCGCCGUGGCGGCGGGGCUGGCUGCCCGCUUUGCAGCUCGUCCGGCGCGGCUCUAAGGCGGUCACCCGGCACUGGAAGGCCAUGCACUUCCAGCGCCAGAAGCUGAUGGCCAUCACCGAGUACGUGGCGCCGCGGCCCGCCGUCCCGGAGCGCUGCCUGGCGCCCAGGAGGAAGGCGGAGGAGGAGGAGGAGUAUGGCUACGCCCGGCUGCUCCGGCGCCAGGUGGAGGAGGCGUUCCGGGACAACCGGAUGAUUGCGGUGUGUCAAUACAAUUCCAUGCCCGGGGAGGACGUGGUGCUGAUGAGGCACUACCUGCGGAAGCACAACAUUGAGGUCAAGUUCAUCCUGAACGAGAUCGUCCGCCCCGUGCUGUCCCAGUCCCGCUACAAGAACCUCCUCCCGCUCUUUGUGUCCCGUAACAUCCUUCUGGUGAGCCCAGAAACGAAAGCCAAGGAGAUGCUGCGGGUCCUGAAGGGAGUGCCGCAGAUCAACCUGCUGGGUGCCUGCAUUGACAACACCAUCCUGAGCAGGCAGGGGGUGGAGAACUUCGCCAAGCUGCCCUCGUUGGAGGCCUCACAGGGGCAGACGCUUGGCACCCUGGCGUUGCUGCCCUCCCAGACACGCUCCCUGCUGCAGCACGGGGCCGCACACCUCACAGCGCUGCUGGACGGGCACAUCCAGCAGCUGCAGGCUGGGGCUGGCGAGACAGGGAGCCCAGCAGGGACAGAGCCCGCUGAGAGCUCAGGGACACAGUGACAUCCAUCCCCAGCCCCCAGUUGGGCUCCUUCAGCAGCUGUGCUUGCGGGGAGGGAUUGAAGGUUCAGCCACGCGUGGGCAACCAGCAGCGGGACUGAGCGCAGCAGAGCCCUGCAGCACUGCUGGCCCAGCUCAUCCCUUCGCUUUGCUCCCUGCACCAAUGGCACACGGGGACGGCCCAGCUGUGCUUCAGGUGCUGUGGGAUGUGCUCAGAGGAGCUCCGGUUCUGACUGGAGGGCGCAGAGACCUGUAGCAGCACUGGCAUGGAGGACAUGCAGGAGAGCCAUGGAGGAGCGUGCUGCAGUGCUCUCUGAGUGGCGGGCAUGGAGCUGUGCGUGCGGGGCCGCUGGCUCUUCCAUUAAAGUCGGCUGCAUGGUGGUAGCGAU
Molecule: messenger RNA, 1227 nt
Organism: Numida meleagris (helmeted guineafowl)
Lineage: Eukaryota; Metazoa; Chordata; Aves; Galliformes; Numididae
Gene: MRPL10
Product: mitochondrial ribosomal protein L10
Exons: 5
Coding region: 65-841 (258 amino acids)
Biological process (GO): translation
Cellular component (GO): mitochondrial large ribosomal subunit
Molecular function (GO): structural constituent of ribosome
Source: RefSeq, a predicted model, not a curated record